Messenger RNA from Orycteropus afer afer, 2236 nucleotides. RefSeq names its product ETS variant transcription factor 4 (gene ETV4). Gene Ontology annotation, biological process: cell differentiation; regulation of transcription by RNA polymerase II. The record is from RefSeq and is a predicted model, not a curated record. Gene Ontology annotation, cellular component: nucleus. NCBI's taxonomy places the organism in Eukaryota, Metazoa, Chordata, Mammalia, Tubulidentata, Orycteropodidae. Gene Ontology annotation, molecular function: sequence-specific DNA binding; DNA-binding transcription factor activity, RNA polymerase II-specific.
UCUUAUGUAACCGAGUAGGGCAGAGCGGGGCUGCAGGACGCAACAGAAAGGCGCGCCCAGCUCCCGGAGCAGGUCUCUGCCCCCGCGCGGGGCCCGGGCCGCGGCCGGAGGGAGCGGCCGGAUGGAGCGGAGGAUGAAAGGCGGAUACUUGGACCAGCAAGUGCCCUACACCUUCUGCAGCAAAUCGCCCGGAAAUGGGAGCCUGCGCGAAGCGCUGAUGGUCCCGCAGGGGAAGCUCAUGGACCCCAGCUCCCUGCCGCCCCCCGACUCCGAAGAUCUCUUCCAGGAUCUAAGUCACUUCCAGGAGACGUGGCUGUCUGAAGCUCAGGUACCAGACAGUGAUGAGCAGUUUGUUCCUGACUUCCAUUCAGAAAACUUAGCUUUCCACAGCCCCACCACCAGGAUCAAGAAGGAGCCCCAGAGUCCCCGCACAGACCCAGCCCUGUCCUGCAGCCGGAAGCUGCCACUUUCCUACCACCAUGGCGAGCAGUGCCUUUACUCCAGUGCCUAUGAUCCCUCCAGACAAAUCGCCAUCAAGUCCCCCGCGCCCGGUGCCCCUGGACAGUCGUCCCUGCAGCCUUUUCCCCGGGCAGAACAACAGAGUUUCCUAAGGGCCUCUGGCAGCUCCCAGCCCCACCCUGCUGGCCAUGGGUACCUCGGGGAGCAUAGCUCCAUCUUCCAGCAGCCCUUGGACAUUUGCCACUCCUUCACGUCCUCUCAGGGAGGGGGCCGGGAGCCCCUCCCAGCCCCCUACCAACACCAGCUGUCAGAGCCCUGCCUGCCCUACCCCCAGCAGAACUUCAAGCAGGAAUACCACGACCCCCUGUAUGAGCAGGCGUGUCAGCCGGCAGUGGGCCUGGGUGGGGUCAAUGGGCACAGGUACCCAGGGGCGGGGGUGGUGAUCAAACAGGAGCAGACGGACUUCGCCUAUGACUCAGAUGUCCCUGGGUGUGCAUCAAUGUACCUUCACACAGAGGGCUUCUCUGGGCCCUCCCCAGGUGAUGGAGCCAUGGGGUAUGGCUAUGAGAAACCUCUGCGACCUUUCCCAGAUGAUGUCUGCGUCGUCCCUGAGAAAUUUGAAGGAGACAUCAAGCAGGAAGGGAUUGGUGCAUUCCGAGAGGGGCCACCCUACCAGCGCCGGGGCGCCUUGCAGCUGUGGCAGUUUCUGGUGGCCUUGCUGGAUGACCCAACAAAUGCCCACUUCAUUGCCUGGACCGGCCGGGGAAUGGAGUUCAAACUAAUUGAACCUGAAGAGGUUGCUAGACUCUGGGGCAUCCAGAAGAACCGGCCAGCCAUGAAUUAUGACAAGCUGAGCCGCUCACUCCGAUAUUAUUAUGAGAAAGGCAUCAUGCAAAAGGUGGCCGGUGAGCGUUACGUGUACAAGUUUGUGUGCGAGCCCGAGGCCCUCUUCUCUCUGGCCUUCCCGGACAAUCAGCGUCCAGCUCUCAAGGCUGAGUUUGACCGGCCGGUCAGUGAGGAGGACACAGUCCCGUUGUCUCACUUGGAUGAGAGUCCUGCCUACCUCCCUGAGCUGACUGGCCCUGCCCAGCCCUUUGGCCCCAAGGGUGGCUACUCUUACUAGCCCCAGCAGCUGCCCUGCUGCUACCACUGGGUGCUGCCCUGUGUACAUAGAGAUGAAUUUGGUAUUGGGGAACCCCCCACUCAAACGCUCAGCUGUCUCUGGGGCAGAUCCCCACUGUCCCAUCGGCUGCGCUGGCCCAGACUCUGAGCUGCUUACCAGAGUCAUGGGAGGGAAGAGUGUGGAGAAAGGCUCUGUCCAAAGGAAAGUCUUGAAAACUCCCCUGGGGGAUUUGCCUCUGCCCGGGGGAGUCAGCCAGCCUCCUGUGCAUCCUCCUUAGGGGCUCAAGCUCCACUCCCUUUCCUCCUCCACAGAGAACAAGAGCUUAUUCUAUCUGAUUUGGGGGGCAGACGAGCCUCCCAAGUUUAUCCUGGCUGGGGCACGAUGCAUUGAACUCCCCAGAUCUCCUACAUGGGGAGACCCUUGGACCCUACCUACAAUCCACCCCAAGCUGUGGCCCUGGAGGGUCCCAGUUGUCAGUUCUUGGUGCUGUGUCCCCAGAAGCAGGGGAGGCUGGAGAAAGGAACCUGGGGUGGUUGGUGGAAGGCUGGGUGGAGGCAGACAGUGUGGGCCAAGGGGCCCUCUGCCUUCUAGGCCCAGGCCUGGAAUUCCACCUCCACUGCGUCUGCCAUACCUAAUAAAGGCCCCUGCUUCUCC